AGUUUUAGACACCCUUACCUCUCUCUUGUCUCCACGAGUUCUCUAUCUCUCUUCGGCCUCUUUCUCCAUGCGACCCACUCUCUCGCCGUCGUUCUUCGUGGUCACUGGUCGCUGGUCGUCGCCACCUGCCUCUCGCCUACGGUCACUGUUUUCUUUGGGGAAGUAGAGACUUGUUUAAGGGGAGUAGAUUUGAGGGUUUUUCUGAGAGGGUUUUUUUAUCUAUGUGUGAUAAUGUGUAUGUGUAUGUGUAUUGAUUGAUGAAGGGGAUAUCAUGCUCAAGCUUUCAUUUGAAUCUGUUAAUUGCUCAAGCCUUAAAAUUUUGAUUUCUCUUUUCUGUUAACCCCAUAUCUCUCACGUUUUCAAUUGAGAUACGAAAAGGAAGAAGUUUUAAUUUUUUUACUCUCCUGAAUUGAAUUGUGGUGUUGAUACAAGAAAAAUAGGCCCAAAAAGUUUUCUUUCUCCUUCCUAUAUUUCUCAGAAAAGAAAAGAAAGAGAGAAAGUUUUAUUUAAAAAGCCGUAUAUUAUUCUAAUUCGUAAGCCUAAAACUAUUUGUAUGAAAAAAAUAUAUGAGCGUGAGAGAACGGUGAUGGUGUUUCCAGAACAAGAAUGAAGCCUUUAUCACUUUCUUCUUUUACUCCAAUUUCUAUCAACUAAAGAAAUUUUUAAUGAAAAAGGUGUGUGUGAAAGAUGGAUUCUAUUAUGGCUGGAAUAAUGGUUUCAAAGGAUAAAGACCAAUUUUUGUAAAUUUUGCUAUUACUACUAUAACUUCUUCUAACAAAAUUGAAAUUUAAAUAUAUGUAACUGUGUGUGAGAAGGCUUAGGUGAGGAAAGGGAAAUUAGGAACAAGAGAUUUUAUUUUGAAUUGACUCUCAGGAUAAUUACUAGAAAUAAAAUCGAAAUAGGAAAGUGAGACUUAUUUUAAUAGUUUUUAAUUAUUUUUUUAUGUUGUAUAAUUUCACAAUGAAACAUGAUAAAAAAAAAUUCAAAAAAACUGAAACUCAGUCCUCAAAAUUAAAACUGAAUUUAGUUUUUAAUAAAUUUAAAAUUAAAAACAAAAAAAUCACCCGAACGGACUCUAAAAAUUUCGACAACCAACGAAGAUAAACAACCAUAGUGGUUUUCUCUUUUUUUUUUUUUUUUCCUACGUUGUGACCAGGUUGUUCACUUUAGCUGCGAAAGUGUUUGUUUGGCUCAGUUUGUUGAAUUCGCUGGCAGCUACAGCUAUGAUCAUCAACAGCACCCCUUUUCCUCUAUGAUCGAUUCGAUUCCGUAGAGUGAGAAAUCAGAUCAGAAUAAUCAUCGAUGGGUAAUUUGUUCGUGAAGAAGCCCAAGGUAACAGACGUCGAUAAAGCAAUUCUCGCUCUCAAGACCCAGAGACGCAAACUCGCCCAAUAUCAACAGAAGCUAGAUGCUGUUAUUGAAGCAGAAAAGCAAGCUGCACGAGACUUGAUUCGUGAAAAGAAGAAGGACAGGGCCUUGUUAGCACUAAAGAAAAAAAAGACACAAGAAGAAUUGUUGAAGCAAGUUGAUGCUUGGCUUAUAAAUGUUGAGCAACAAUUAGCAGAUAUUGAACUGGCUAGCAAGCAGAAGGCUGUGUUUGAAAGUUUGAAAGCUGGUAAUGAUGCAAUGAAAGCCAUACAAAGUGAGAUAAACAUUGAAGAUGUUCAGAAACUUAUGGAUGACACUGCUGAAGCUAAAGCUUAUCAAGAUGAAAUUAAUGAAAUAAUGGGGGAGAAGUUAUCAGCAGAAGACGAGGAGGAGAUUUUAGCGGAAUUUGAGGACUUGGAAAUCCAGCUUACAGUCCAAGAUCUUCCCGAAGUUCCUCCCUCAGUUCAUGAAGAAAUUGAAGAAAAGUUGGACCUUCCUGAUGUCCCAACCAAAGCACCAGUUACCAGUGAUGCUGAAGUAUCUACAAAAGGAAAAGUUAUGGAGGAACCGUUGGCAGCUUGAAGAACAUUGCGACUAGAAACAUGUCAAUUGCUUUGCAAACCAAGGCAUACAAUCUGACUGUUUUUGCCUGUAUUCUUACAAAUUCUGUUGCAAAAUUGGUGCAGUUACUGGAGUUUGAUUGGUUUUACUAUUUGCAGAGACAUUGAAUUUGUACAGAUUUGCAUGUAUAAUAAUACAUCAGUUUUAACAAGAAUUUGUACUGAGAAAA
Messenger RNA from Glycine soja, 2158 nucleotides. Its product is annotated as vacuolar protein sorting-associated protein 20 homolog 2-like. Lineage: Eukaryota; Viridiplantae; Streptophyta; Magnoliopsida; Fabales; Fabaceae. Gene Ontology annotation, cellular component: ESCRT III complex; multivesicular body. The transcript is spliced from 6 exons. The record is from RefSeq and is a predicted model, not a curated record. Bases 1303 to 1950 code for a protein of 215 amino acids. Gene Ontology annotation, biological process: late endosome to vacuole transport via multivesicular body sorting pathway; vesicle budding from membrane.